AAGUUUCGAUUACACAUGUGAAAAGAAGUUGCAGUGUGUGCAUUGUGUGAAAAUAAUGAAACUAUUCAAAACACUGAUAUGAAUCUCUGUUUUGUAUGUUUCGAAUACUAGCUGUAUAAAAUUCUUUCAAUACACUCAAACAGCUAUCAGUACUUGUACAGUGUUUUGUUUAGUGAGACUGAUGGUACGGAUAUUGAUACAAAGUAUUUCUUGGAACUAUCUCUCCUAAGCAAUGUCAUCAGGAGUGUUAAUGCUCAUCAGUCAAGAUAACAACAUCAGUACUUUAUUUGGUUGACAAAUUAAAAAAUCACAUCCUGAGAUGAUUCCGAGUCUUAACCGUUUUAUAUUCCAUCUGUUGUUGUUGAUCCUAUCAACAUGGCUAAGCAGUGCUCAAUACCUUCAAUCUCCCUGUCCGGAUAUAUUCACAUAUCAAGUUGAUCCAGUGACGGGACAAACCUUUGGUUUGAUCGAAGUCAACGGUAACCAAGCGGAACAAGUCAUCAAACUCAAUGUGGACCUAACCAUAGGAACACGACUUUCACAGGGCUACUUCGGAUCCAUAUCAUUGAUCAAGUCUCGCGAGGACACAGUCAGGGACAUCUCUCAAGGACUUCCUGCCCAGUAUCGAGUAAACUUCCCUCUGCGUGACAUCCUACCGGCCGUUCAAUCCAUCGCAGUCAAUGGUCAAAUCGUAUGCAGUGGUAAUCGUGCUCAAGGACGCAUUGUGACAACUAUCAACUUACGUCACGCGCUGUUUUUCCAACUACAAACACAGUACUUUCCACAGAGUGGAAUUCAUUCCCAAGGUCCAUUCCAGUCCAAUGCGGUGAUAUACCAACCUCGACCUCGACCACCGCCAGAUAUUCCACAUUAUCAGGCUCGACCCCAGCCGAUACCAGAAUGGAACAUUGAGCCAUCGUACACUUCUCGACCACUGUUCACACAACCCACAGUCCCACAGACAACAUCAAUCAUAGACGACCGCCCAUCUACAGUGCGGAUUGCGUCGCCUUCCACAUCAACUUCAGAUUAUGUUUGUGGAAGACCAUCGGAUGCAUCAAUAAGUCGCCUUGCGCUCAAUGGCAAACACGCUGAAAAGGGACAGUUCCCAUGGAUUGUACCGCUAUUCGACCGGACGCAAAAACAAAAUCCCAAAUACUUCUGCGGCAGUACGAUUAUAACCAAGAAACAUCUUGUUACGACGGCUAGCUGUGUAUAUAAAACAAACGAUUACCUGCAACCCGAAAGAAUCCUCGCUGUACCAGGAAUGUACCAUAUCGACAAUUUUCUGGAUGACAAUGCGAAGUUUGCCGAUGUACAGUCUGUGAUACCAAACAGCGAAUACGCUCCUGAGGAGGAUUUGAGCGAUGCAGAUCUCGCGAUUCUUGUGCUAACAAAGUCGCUGGAUUUCUCGGACUACAUCAUCCCAAUCUGCUCAUGGAAGGAUGAGAACGAUGUGAGGAAAAUUGUGGGCCUAGAGGGAUACGUCGCAGGGUGGGGUCUUACCGAGCAUGGUCGAACUUCAGUGUUUCCUACCUACAUUAAGGCUAUUGUCGUCGACAAACGUCAGUGCGCUGCAAAAUUUCUGCAAAUGUUUCCCUCGAAUUCACGCACAUUUUGCGGUGACGGACAAGAUGCCACACCCUGCAUAGGAGAUUCCGGCAAUGGCAUGGUUUUGAAACGGGGGAACCAGUUCUACCUGCGGGGCGUUGUAUCGAAAAGCCAAAUUGAUCCCAAUACUCUGAAGUGUGACGUGACCAAAUAUUCAAUUUAUACAGAUGUGGCACACUUCCAACACUGGCUUAGCGUCAUGACUAGUCAGUGAAGUGAUCCACGUUUUAAGUUAAUAGUAAGAUCAAGGUAGUAUAUAUAAUGUUGAAUUAACGUUACAAAAGAAAGAAAGUGUUGUUAACACUUAAAACCAAUUUUCCUGGAUUAUUGUUUGAUGACAUGUAUGAGUUUCAGAUUCUGUAUAGAAAGUGCUAAUCAACACGGUUAUUAACCGAAAUUACUUAAUACGGAUUUCGCGCCAAAAUUGAAUGAAAUUUUCUGGGCGUGGAGACCUUACCUUUUCCGAAAAAAAAUCUAGACUAAAAAAAAGAAGUUUUAUGAAAAAUAAUUGAAUUUUCAGAAAAAAAACCGAAAAAAUAUUUUUCGAAAUCCUACAGUGGAAAAAAUCGAUUUCAAAAACUGAAAGUCGAUUUUCUCAAAAUGGUCAUCUCGGAUUUUAAUGAAAUGCAUAUUUGUGCAUAUUUAAGGCAAAACAGUUUUUCUAACAGAAGCUUUUUCAAUAUUUUUUUGAAAUUACGU
This is a messenger RNA of Toxorhynchites rutilus septentrionalis, 2310 nucleotides long. Its product is annotated as serine protease gd-like. The record is from RefSeq and is a predicted model, not a curated record. The transcript has 3 exons. NCBI's taxonomy places the organism in Eukaryota, Metazoa, Arthropoda, Insecta, Diptera, Culicidae. Gene Ontology annotation, biological process: proteolysis. Gene Ontology annotation, molecular function: serine-type endopeptidase activity. Bases 320 to 1825 code for a protein of 501 amino acids.